Miscanthus lutarioriparius is the source of this 1695-nucleotide messenger RNA. The record is from the annotation of a GenBank genome assembly. Lineage: Eukaryota; Viridiplantae; Streptophyta; Magnoliopsida; Poales; Poaceae.
AUGGCUGCCAAUCAGGAGGAGCAGGAGCAGGAGCAGCGCCGCCGCCUUCUCGCCGUCGCGACCCGCUUCCCACUUCCAAGCGGUACGUUCUCCUAUGGCACGGCGGGCUUCCGCGCCGACGGGGCCACCAUGGCGCCUGCCGUCUGCCGCGCCGGCAUCCUCGCCGCGCUCCGCUCCGUCAAGCUCGCGGGCGCCGCCAUCGGGAUCGUCAUCACCGCCUCCCACAACCCCGUCGGCGACAACGGCGUCAAGAUCGCCGACCCCGACGGCGGCAUGAUGGCCCAGCACUGGGAGCCCUUCGCCGACGCCCUCGCCAACGCCCCCGACCCUGACGCCCUCCUCCAGCUGGUGCUUCAGUUUGCCAAGGACGAGGGCAUUCCAUUGGGGGGCCAAGACACAGCGCAAGUGCUGCUUGGUAGAGAUACCAGACCUACAGGAGCUUACCUCCUGGAUGCGGCACUGCAGGGGAUAAAUGCUAUAGUUGGCGCUAACGCAAUUGAUAUGGGAAUUUUGACCACCCCUCAACUGCAUUGGAUGGUCCGGAGCAAAAACAAAGGUGCCAAAGCUUCCGAGUCAGAUUAUUUUACACAACUUAUCGGAUCGUUCAGGCGUAUGUUGGAAUUAGUGCCAAAAGAUAAAGGUGGGGAUGAGGUUGCCAAGAAACUAAUUGUGGAUGGAGCAAAUGGCAUUGGUGGGGUGAAGCUCGAACAAAUAAAGGUGGAACUUUCAGGCCUAGAUAUUAUUGUGAGGAAUUCGGGCAAAGAAGGAGAAGGGAUACUAAAUCACAUGUGUGGCGCAGACUUUGUUCAAAAGGAGCGAGUUACUCCGCAUGGGUUUAGCCCUGACGAUGUUAGUGUCAGGUGUGCAAGUUUGGAUGGUGAUGCUGAUCGACUCGUCUACUUCCGUUUGUCAUCAGCUAGUGACAGUAGGGUUGAUCUUGUUGAUGGAGAUAAGAUACUAUCUCUGUUUGCCCUAUUUAUUAGAGAGCAGCUAGAUAUCAUUAAUAACAGUGGUGGUCAAACAAACAAAUCAUUGUCUGCAAGGCUUGGAAUAGUUCAGACAGCUUAUGCAAAUGGGGCAUCGAUGCAAUUUCUAAAGAGCCUUGGCCUAGAAGUGGUAUUCACUCCUACAGGAGUGAAAUAUCUGCACAAAAGGGCAUUGGAGUAUGACAUUGGUAUAUAUUUUGAGGCCAAUGGACAUGGGACUGUGGUAUUCUCAGAGGACUUCAUCUCUCAACUAGAGUCAUUAAGCAAUGGGCUCUCCUCUCAAGCUGCCACCGGUUCAGCACAGUAUCAUGCUGUAAUGAGAUUGUUGGCAGCAAGUCAGCUGAUCAAUCAAGCAGUAGGUGAUGCUCUGAGUGGUUUGCUUUUAGUGGAGGCUAUUUUACAGUAUAAGGGAUGGUCAUUUCAGAAUUGGUGUGAACUAUAUAGUGAUUUGCCCAGUAAACAGAUGAAAGUGAAAGUUAAAGAUCGAAGUGUAAUUGUCACAACAAACGCAGAGACAAAAGUUAGUCAACCUUGUGGUUUGCAAGAAUUGAUAGAUAAGGAGACUGCCAACUACACCCACGGGCGAUGCUUUGUGCGGCCAUCUGGUACAGAAGAUGUGGUACGGGUGUAUGCAGAGGCAUCUACGCAGGUAGAAGCAGACAGUCUCACAAAAUCUGUGGCACACCAUGUGGAACGCAUUCUUGGAUAA